AUGCUGAAAUCCCCAUCAGCGCGACAAAUUCUUGUUGAAUCGAUCAUUUUUGGCUCUAUCGGGACUGUACUCUUUCUGGGCCGACUAUGGUCCCGGGCUUUGCUUCGACGGUCGUGGAAAAAACUCAUGAUUGAUGACUAUGUUAUGGUUGCGACUUUUUGCUGCUAUGUGACACUGCUUACACUGAUCAAUGUAUCGGAGCAUUACGCUACGAACGAAUAUCUACCGUUUGAAGCAGAUGCGAUCCUCGCCAAUCCUGAGGAAAUUCGACAGCGGAUCUAUGGAAGCAAGAUCGUAGUCGGCUCGAAUCAAGCGUAUCUGCUUACAUUGUGGGGAGUCAAAACAUGUCUUCUGAUGCUAUACCACGGUCUCACAUUUGGCACAAGAGGCAACUUAUAUGUCAAAAUAGUUAUGGUCUACGCUGCUCUUGGAUUCGUCUUCACCGAGGCAUCGCUGUUUAUAUUCUGCCAUCCAUUUUCUCAGUACUGGGCAUUGCCGGUUUCAAAUCAACAGUGUGCUAACUAUGAGCACUAUUGUAUAGUCCAAAUGGUCUUCAAUGUGUCAAGCGACUUGCUCAUGCUAGCGAUUCCAAUCCCUCUGAUUAUUCGAGCUCAAGUAAGCGUUCCAAAACGUGCACUUCUGGUUGGUACUUUCGGGCUAGGCUUGUUCACAGUAACGGCAUCUAUUUUGGACAAAUACUUCAAUUUUACGAUGCUUAAUUCAACUGUUUACAUGAUUUGGCACAUCCGUGAAGUCAGUACGAGCGUAUUUGUCGCCAAUAUAAUGUGCUGGUGGCCAUUGCUAAGAAAAUUCUUUGGACUCAAACGAUUUCUCUCGAAAGAUACAAUUGAAGCUGCAAGUGGAAAGACCUCGAAUUCUUCGGUCAUGAUGGUGCAAAAUGGCAUCCCUACGAGGGAUGACGAAUACCUGAAGAGCCAUACAAGGAUAGCUGAGAAGUCAGUUGAUCACGACAUUUAUGACCUUGAUGAUAUUGAAUUGGGAGAUGUGCGUAUAUUUCGAACACCCAAAUCUGGAGGCCUAAGAUGA
Messenger RNA from Verruconis gallopava, 1047 nucleotides. RefSeq lists its product as uncharacterized. NCBI's taxonomy places the organism in Eukaryota, Fungi, Ascomycota, Dothideomycetes, Venturiales, Sympoventuriaceae. Bases 1 to 1047 code for a protein of 348 amino acids. The transcript has 3 exons. The record is from RefSeq and is a predicted model, not a curated record.